Molecule: messenger RNA, 917 nt
Organism: Cornus florida
Lineage: Eukaryota; Viridiplantae; Streptophyta; Magnoliopsida; Cornales; Cornaceae
Product: profilin-1-like
Exons: 3
Coding region: 145-540 (131 amino acids)
Cellular component (GO): cell cortex
Molecular function (GO): actin monomer binding
Source: RefSeq, a predicted model, not a curated record
CCCUCGUAUUCUAUAUUUCUUGGCCGCCAAAUUCACAAAGCUCUUCGAAACCUCUUAGCUAAAACACGGUUAAAGAUCGUCUGAUCAAGUCGAUUCGACUCGAACAAGAAGACGAAGAGUCUGCAAAUUGUGAAGCACAGGAAAAUGUCGUGGCAAACCUAUGUAGAUGAGCACUUGAUGUGCGAUAUGGAAGGCAAUCAGCUCACUUCUGCUUCUAUCGUCGGCCAAGACGGCGUCGUUUGGGCUCAGAGCGCCUCUUUUCCCCAGUUUAAGCCUGAAGAAAUAACUGCUAUAAUGAAUGAUUUUUCUGAACCUGGGUCGCUUGCACCAACUGGCUUAUACUUUGGUGGCACUAAGUAUAUGGUGAUCCAAGGUGAACCAGGGGCCGUCAUACGAGGAAAGAAGGGCCCUGGUGGUGUUACUAUCAAGAAGACUAAUCAAGCUUUGAUCAUCGGAAUAUAUGACGAGCCUAUGACUCCCGGGCAAUGCAACAUGAUUGUUGAAAGGCUAGGGGAUUAUCUCAUUGAUCAGGGUCUCUAGUUGUUCUAGUUUGUUUACUUUUAUUUUUAUCUUUUAUUUUUUUUGACUUUUUUCGGAUGAGGGUCUGUAUUUUUUUUUCCCCUCUGGGAGCUUGCAUCAACCUAUUUGAAGUUGGAUGGUGUAUUUUAUGUAAUUAGAAGUGAUGCUGGUGAACUGUGUGGAUUGGUACAAUAUAUAUAUAUAUAUGUGGUCUCCUGUAUGAACUAUUUGUCAUUGUCCUCUCCCUGUGGAAGGGAUUAUGUUAAUGAUAUGGGAUGUUCAUGGAAAUGGAGGUGUUCUUGGUAGACUUUUUUCAUAUUUAUUUUAUUCAUUGUUGCCAGUUGAUCUGGAAAUAUAUGCCCUUGUGUUAGAAACUUGAAAGAGCCAGUUUUAUUAAU